GCUGUAUCUGCAGCCUGCGCCGGCUGGUGAUGAGGAAGUGACUCCUGUGCCGUAUCAUCUCCGAGUCGUGCAGUCUGAAAUAUGAACUGUAAUGGUGGUGAAGAGGAUCAGCUGCCUUCUGAGAUGGUCUUUAAAAGGAAGAAGUGCCACUCAAACAGUAGAAAACAAAUGAGUGUCAGGAGCAGACUUCUACCCAGAAUGAAGUGACAAAGCUCUUCCCAUCUAGAAAGUGGAAAAUCAGUCAUAAACAUACCUUAGAAUUGGGAAAAACAGUACGUGGGCUACAUAGCUACGUGGAUUUGAGACCCCAGUAAGGAUGCAAUUGUGCUGUGAAUCUGUAAAUAGCUCUUGCAUAAGGAGCACCUGGUCAAACAGCAUCCGUAUCUCCAUGUACAUCUUCAUGGUUUGCAUUAUUCUGGCCACAGUGGUUGGAAAUCUGACAGUUAUCAUCUCAAUAUCACAUUUCAAGCAGCUUCACACGCCGACAAAUUUCCUGAUACUUUCAAUGGCUAUGGUAGACUUCCUGCUGGGAUUCUUCAUCAUGCCUUGCAGUAUGGUACGCUCUGUUGAGCACUGCUGGUAUUUUGGGGAGUUCUUCUGCAAGAUCCACUCGAGCAUGGACAUUAUGCUGAGCACAGCUUCUAUCUUCCAUCUUUCCUUCAUAUCCAUAGACCGCUACUAUGCUGUGUGUGACCCUUUAAGAUACAAAUCAAAGAUAAAUACUUUUGUCAUCGUGGUCAUGGUAUGUAUAAGCUGGAUGGUCCCUGCUGCUUUUGCUUUUGGGAUGAUUUUUCUAGACCUAAACUUGAAAGGGGCAGAAAAGAUUUAUAAUCAUGUCUACUGUGCAGGAGGAUGCUUUCUCAUUUUUAGUGAAACUUCAGGAAUUGUGGCCUCCAUAGUGUCUUUUUACAUCCCUGGGUUUGUUAUGCUGUACAUCUAUAGGAAAAUAUACUCUGUAGCCAAAAAGCAGGCAAGAUCCAUCAAUGCAAUUAGCAGAAAAAAAAUGCAAUUUGAAAUGAAGCACCACAUUUCAUUCUGCAGAGAAAGGAAAGCUGCUAAGACUUUAGGCAUCAUAAUGGGAGCAUUUCUCAUCUGCUGGACUCCAUUCUUCUUCUUUACAGCUACCAAUCCAUUUAUGAAUUACGUGAUACCUCCUGUUCUCAUUGAUGCCUUGGUUUGGUUUGGCUAUUUAAAUUCUACUCUUAACCCAAUUGUUUAUGCAUUUUUUUACAUGUGGUUUCGCAGGGCAUUGAAGAUUAUUCUGUUUGGAAAAGUUUUUCAACAGGACUCUUCCAGGACUCAUUUGUUCUCAGACUAACAUGCUUUAAACAGUUGGAUUCAUGCUUUGAACUUUUGCCUGGAGGCUGAACUCCCAGAUAUAAGAGCUGUGAAGGAAGGAAAUUCCUUCCAAAAUUUUUUUGCCUAUUUACAAAAUGUAGUUUAAGCAGAUAAGCAACCAUUGUGCUUUAUGUAUUCUUUCAUUCCAGAUUAGAUUUCACAUGUGGUGUUUUGAUUGUAUCUAUUUAUUUGCAAUGCACAGAAGAGCAAGAGUUGCAUUUAAAAAAACUUAUAGCAGUUUAUAUCCCAUAAUUAAAAUCUUCAUAAUUAAAAAAAUAUUUUGAUGCAACAGGUUAAUUUCUUGAACAAGGUAUGUUUAUAUUACAAUAUUUGUGUUCAUUUGUGCUCUCCUCUAGAAAGAGCAGAGAAACCUUUUCCUCUGGAUUUCUUGGCAUC
This is a messenger RNA of Pyrgilauda ruficollis (rufous-necked snowfinch), 1734 nucleotides long. RefSeq names its product trace amine associated receptor 1 (gene TAAR1). Bases 317 to 1318 code for a protein of 333 amino acids. Gene Ontology annotation, biological process: adenylate cyclase-activating adrenergic receptor signaling pathway. Gene Ontology annotation, cellular component: membrane. The record is from RefSeq and is a predicted model, not a curated record. The transcript has 3 exons. NCBI's taxonomy places the organism in Eukaryota, Metazoa, Chordata, Aves, Passeriformes, Passeridae. Gene Ontology annotation, molecular function: trace-amine receptor activity.